UUUACAGGACCUGCUUUGUUGCUGCAGUGUUUGUUCUCUACUGCUGUGUUAACAGUUAUCUUUUCGGUGGUGGCCUCUCCCCACCCUUCCACACUGUGCAUGAAAUGUUCCUCAGCACAAACCCGUCCAGAGCCACCGUGGCACAGUACAGGCAAUGCUCCGUUCUUUACAGGACACUAUACAGACACCAGGAGUGGCCCAACAGCUGCCUCGCAACCAUGUUCCCACACAGCUUUGACUACAACCAGCCGAUGAGAAAGCGUUGAGAAGAAGGAGACAUGAUGGGACAGUUCCCAGAGGAUGUGGUGGGUGGCUCCACCACAGAGGAUCUGGAAUGCAAGAUCUGCUACUGUGCUUACAGCCUGUCAAGUCGACGGCCCAAGGUCCUCGAGUGCUGCCAUUGUCUUUGUGCCAAGUGCCUUGUCAAAAUCCUUGAUUUAGGUGAAUCCUCCCCGAACGCAGUGGUCUGUCCGUUCUGCCGCUACAUCACAGACCUUCCCAGAGAAGAUGUAGAGAGUCUACCAGAUGAGUAUAACUUGGUGUCUGCCUUGCUCUCCAUCCAGAAAAAGAAGCACCAGAACCUUAAUGACAACCAAGGGGAGAUUCUCCUCAGUCCCAGACACCUUAACUCUCUGGUGGGACAUUCGGCUUCAGCUUCUCCCACCUCGAUUCGUUCCAAUUAUGUGGUGAUCACCAUUAUGGAGCCUCGGCAGGAGUCUAUUAUUCCAGGUUCGGGUAGGGAUUACCGUUCUUCCAGUCAGGACUCCAUGGCCUCUGUUACCCAGAGAUGGACAGUUUGGAACUGUGCGGCCCUGCUGUGCCAGACUUUAGCACGCGUCCUGGUCUGGCUGCUGGGGCUGCUGUAUUUCAGCUCCCUGCCUUUAGGUGUAUAUAUGCUCAUCAUGCAGAACACCACGAUGGGGGUGUUGAUGGUCAGUCUGGUACCUGUUAGUCUUCUCAUUGUCAUGGUGUACGGCCUUUGCCAAUGCCUGUGCCGUGAGUUUUGGGACUGUGUACCAUAGUGACCAAAGUGUAACUGUUAUGUAUGGAUACAAUGAUUGGAUUUGCUAAUGGUCCUGCCAGUUUAUGGAAACUCGUACAUUUUCCAGUUUAUUGGAUAAACAAUGUACACUACUGAACUGAAAUACAAAAAAUAAAAGUAGACAUAUAUAAUUUAGUAUGCUAUCAUAAAAAUUCUAAUCAUGUUAGAAUACUUAAAAUGUAUUCUC
Carassius auratus (goldfish) is the source of this 1229-nucleotide messenger RNA. Its product is annotated as E3 ubiquitin-protein ligase RNF182-like. The coding region runs from base 279 to 1022 and encodes 247 amino acids. Gene Ontology annotation, biological process: protein ubiquitination. Gene Ontology annotation, molecular function: ubiquitin-protein transferase activity. The transcript has a single exon. The record is from RefSeq and is a predicted model, not a curated record. Gene Ontology annotation, cellular component: cytoplasm. NCBI's taxonomy places the organism in Eukaryota, Metazoa, Chordata, Actinopteri, Cypriniformes, Cyprinidae.